AUGAGAUGUCCAUUGUACAUCAUAAACUAUCAAAAAGGUGGUUUUGAUCUCGUGCUCUUCGAAGUGAAAGGUGCUCAAGAUCAUGUUUCUGAUGUUUGCAAAUGGUUACUGUACUUGUUGGGCAUACGUGACAAAUGUUCCGAAUCCUCCUCCAAAUCGGAAAACGAAUCCGAUUACGAUCAGGGCUAUUCCUAUUACCUGAAACAACAUGCAAAUGAUACGAUGUCGAAAUCGAGACGAUUGUUUCUAUCCAUGCAAGGUGACGACGACUUUUGGGGAAAUGGCGAUCGACUUGAAGAGAAAAAGUUGCCUUCAAUUAAACAAGAAAAGAGCAAAGUUAUGGACGACGAGGAUUUGGAGGACAGAUAUUAUUUUAAACAGAACAAAUUGGGUCGUCAGCAAUCGGAGAGUCGUCAUGAAAAUGAGGAGAAUAAGGUGUCUCAGGAAGAGAAAUGGAAUUUGAGAGUUCCAUUGGAAGAGAGCAUUUUGAUUAAGAAAGAGGAGCCGGUUCCGGAGAUGGAAGAGUCUGAGACGAUAAUUGCUUCCGAAGAGGAGCAACUUUUGGAAACCAGUCCGUCUGUGGAUACAAAUGAAGAAUUCUACAACAACUAUCGAAACUAUUUUCAAAGAAGACCGGAAGUCAUAUUUCUGAUUCGUAGUAUGGAUGAAAAUGCGGUUGAAAAUUAUGACAAAGAAUUCAUUGAUUUGUAUGAAAAAACUCGAAAAAGCUUGGAAGUGUAUCCGAAUCCUGAAUUGAAUCAAAUACUUCGUUGUGAGUGUUCUUCUAACACCAGCACUGCUAAUUCGGAUAACCGUCUCCCCAACAAUCACGCUGUCGUGGUUUCAAACUUCCGUGAGCCUGAUCGUCGUCUUGGUCGUUAUUCCAAGUACUACUAUCAUCAUAAUGUGGGUCCAGAGGUGUACAGUAGAAAAGUUUUUGUUGGAGGACUUCCCGGUUGUGUGAAAGAAAGCGAUAUCCUCAAUUUUUUCUCUCGGUACGGUCGUCUGCAAGUCGAUUGGCCUUCGAAACAUUUUGGUUGUAAAUCAGAUUCCGAUCCAUCAGUUUGUGGUGAUGCGACUUCUUCAUUCCAACAGACAUCUCAUCUCGCAAUGAGUUCUCCUCCAUUCGGACAGAUCAAUCCGUUUAUGAGUGAUCACUCAACUACUUCUUCCGAAACCCAAAACUUUGGUAUGAAUCGCAAUGGAAAUGGCGGAGGAGUUAUCACUCAUGGAAUGGUGAGAAUGAUGAAUGCUGCAAGAAAUGCUGGUUUCGGAGGUGGAGAACCCAGAAGUGUUGGAGGUGAAAGUAGUGAAGAAAAGAAGCAACAUCAUCUCGGAUACGUGUUUCUUCUCUUCGAAAAAGAGAGAAGUGUUCGUGAAUUGGUUUCUGAUUGUUUCGAGGAAGAAGAAGGACUUUUCAUUACUUUGGAGAGUUCAAUUGAGCCAAUUCGUGUACAAAUUCGUCCAUGGUUGCUUGCUGAUGCUGAAUUUCUGAUGGAUUUCAACGUUCCAAUCAACACAAAGUUGGUUGCAUUCAUCGGAGGAGUUCCCAGACCAUUGAAAGCUGUUGAGUUGGCUCAUUUCUUUGAGCAAACCUAUGGAAAUGUUGUAUGUGUUGGAAUCGAUAUCGACAACAAGUUCAAAUAUCCGCGUGGAUCUGGACGUGUGGCUUUCUCAAAUUACGAUGCUUAUGUUCAAGCUAUCACGGAUCGUUACAUUGUUCUUGAUCAUGAGGAUAUUCAUAAAAGAGUUGAAAUCAAACCAUACUUCUUCCAUAACCAAUCGUGUGAAGAGUGCUCCAGCCGCUACAAUCGCCAAUAUGCUCCAUUCUUCUGUCCAUCUCUUGAAUGCUUUCAGUAUUAUUGUGAACCCUGUUGGCACAAAAUGCAUUCUCAUCCAAGUCGUUUCCAUCAUAUGCCGGUUGUCAAGGGAAUUUGA
Messenger RNA from Caenorhabditis remanei, 1938 nucleotides. RefSeq lists its product as uncharacterized. Bases 1 to 1938 code for a protein of 645 amino acids. Gene Ontology annotation, molecular function: ribosome binding; mRNA regulatory element binding translation repressor activity; translation factor activity, RNA binding. Lineage: Eukaryota; Metazoa; Nematoda; Chromadorea; Rhabditida; Rhabditidae. The transcript is spliced from 7 exons. The record is from RefSeq and is a predicted model, not a curated record. Gene Ontology annotation, cellular component: cytoplasm; nucleus. Gene Ontology annotation, biological process: negative regulation of cytoplasmic translation.